Messenger RNA from Pelobates cultripes (western spadefoot toad), 2505 nucleotides. Lineage: Eukaryota; Metazoa; Chordata; Amphibia; Anura; Pelobatidae. The record is from the annotation of a GenBank genome assembly.
AUGGCGGCCACUUCGACACUUCGACGACUUCGACGACUUCGACUGCAUCAGAAGUGCCAGUUUAAAGGUACGAAAUCCUUUCUCUGGGCAUUAAAGGGCCAGCAGCAGCAUAAUAACAUACAAUAUGCCCAAAUACUGUAGUUAAAGGCCCAAAUCUCCCAUGGGCCAUAGUCAACAGGCAGGAGGCGGGCAACCAGGAUUCUCCAAUGCCCAGUGGCGAGGUUGGUUUCGCCACAGCACUUAAGUUAAUGAGUUAUAUGAAGUUAAUGAGCCAAGUGGUGGUCUGGGUUCAGGUGGUAUCAAAGGGAAAAACAGGUCUUCAUUCAGUAACCGAACAAUCAGUGGUAAAACAAACUGAAAAAGUCUAAUAAGUGACAUGGGUGGUCUGUCACACUACACUUGUAUUAAAGUAUAUUUUAUAAAAUUGUUAUAUAAAUUGCACUUUUGUCACUGGAGCACUUUAUAGAAUUGUCAGGGUCACUUUUGUUUGUAUAGAAUAGAUGGUCACUGAUAUACAUUCUUGGGGUAAAAUAGUUACAAUAUGACUAGUGGAAUAUUCAUAGUGGAAUAUAAUGAGUGGAAACCUGAUGGUAAGAUCUAGAUCAGACUCACCAGGCUGCUAAAAUUGUGCAGCUCAGCAGCUGUCGCAAUAUCAAAAAUUACAACUAAAAGAACAAUAUAAUAUUAAAUAUUUUAAAAUGUAUCCAGCAAUAUUAAAUCAAGGCCUCACAGUGCGUUAGAUUAGUUAUUUUCCUGCAGCUAAUUAACAAUGAGUUCGAUUUCACUUCCUGGGAUUUUUUUCUAUAAAUUGACCCAUGCAUGUAUUGUCUCCAGGCUAAGAUGUGAUGGGAUUCUGUUGACUUCUGCUCACCACCUCCAUCUGAGGUAAACUAAGGAGUGCAGGGCUUAGCUCAUUGGCUGAAAGUGACCAGUCAGCGAGACGUCCCUGCAUUGCAGAGCUUAGCUCAGGAAAGCUAAGGAAGUUCCUGCUUAGGAGCUUCCAACUCUCUAUCAUCAGUAGUGGAGGUGGGGAGCCAUGCCCAACAGACCUCAGGUAAGAAGUCAAAACAUUCUAAAACAGCUGACUACUGAAAAUGGGGGAGGCGCCUGGCACUAUAAUCACCACAACAAGCUACCUACUCAGCUAACUGUGCACUGGCUGUAAGUGAAGUUAGGAGCAAGUGAUCGGCUGACCUUUUUAUAAACACAUGGGAAGUGGACAAUAAAGGAAGGUUGUCCAUGUUUCUUAUUUCUGAACUGAAGAAGAAUCUAUGUUUUUAUUAUAUUUCUUUCACAAUUUAAAUAGAGCAGUAUUUAUUAUUGUUAUGUAUUAACUAAUUUUAACUGCACAUUUGUUUUCUAACUAAUUUUAAAUCUAGUGUAAAUUCCCCAUCCCCCCCAGUGUGUUUAUCGUGACUGUGGUUAUUUAUAAAAUAAUUAUUAUAUGUUUCUGCUUACAGGCCUCAACCUUCUCAGACCAGAACUUGUAAUUUCAUAACACUCUCCUUGUCAUUGGUUCAACCCCAACAUGUCAUGGGGGAAAUGAAUCAAACCCGUGUCGAAUUUUUACUAGAAGGAUUUUCCAAUCUUGGCCAGUACCAGGUGUGUCUGUUUUUGUUGUUUCUUACCACCUACCUUCUGACUCUUACUGGGAACAUGCUCAUCAUCUUGAUUGUACGUUACAACUCCCAGCUUCAUACUCCUAUGUAUUUCUUCAUCACUAUCCUGUCCAUACUGGAUAUAUGGUACAUUUAUACCACUGUACCUAAGCUUCUCACUGUUAUGGUGACACACGACACUAGAAUUUCCUUCCAGUGGUGCUUUGCUCAGCUGUAUUUAUUCCAUAGUUUGGGUAUUACAGAGUGCAACUUGUUGGCUGCCAUGGCCUUUGACCGAUGUAUGGCAAUAUGUAACCCUCUGAGGUACACCACCAUAAUGAGUGUAAAAAUGUGUAGAUGUCUGGCUUCAGUAUGUUGGUUCUGUGGAUUUAUGACUGCUUGUAUUCCUAUUACACUUACUGCAAGAGUGCCCUUCUGUGGACCUUACCAUCUAAACCACUUCUUCUGUGAUAUAGCACCACUCUUACGGCUGGCUUGCAUAGAGAUCCCCUUGACUGUUUCUGUAAAUGGUUUUGUUGGAGGCUUUACAGCAUUGUCCAACCUUGCAAUUGUCAUAAUCAUGUAUUUAGGCAUUAUAGUAGCCAUUAUCAAGAUCAAGUCCAACACGGGUCGAAGUAAGGCUUUCUCCACCUGCUCCUCACACCUCAUUGUAGUGACACUUUUUUAUGGCUGUGCAAGCAGUGUGUAUUCUAGCCCGAAAGGGUCACGUCCAGCAGCCUCUGACAAAAUGCUUGCCCUCGUAUACACCAUGUUUACCCCUCUUUUCAAUCCAAUCAUUUAUAGCUUUAAGAAUAAGGCAGUAAAGGAAGCUAUGAAGAAUGGAAUCCAGAAAUUUCAAAGUGAAAUGAGGUGUAUACAGGUGCAGGUCCCUAAACCACUGACAUGA